UUCGCUAUUCAAAAUGGCACCGUCUCAAUCAGGAAGUACGGGAAACAACUACGAAGACUAACUUGGAUAAAUACCCCGGUUCGAGCUACUUUGACACGAGAGCUCGUUCAAAAUCGGGCCAGGUGUCUUGGUGGUUAAGACUGACUGCAAAUAGCCCGCUCACGGUCAUGGAGAGCGCUUGUCCUCGUUGAAGUGCCGACUCGUACGCAGCCAGCGCCUGGGUGGCAGUAGAGGGGUGCAUAGUCUAAGCCUGCUGGUAGUCAUGUGUGAAGCUCUGGUCUGAUGUCCACCCUUACCUCAGUGCUGGCCAUGGACGGGGAGAACUACCUGCAUCCAGAAGGCCCUCAGCUGAACAGCAGCAUGUUCUCAGUGGGCCCCUCAAACAUGGAGAGUUCAAUAUUUGGCUCCUCUGGUACCUGGGGACCCAUCUCUCAGCAGCCUGGAUACUGCCCUAUGCAAUCUGGAAACCAGCAAUACCACUUGAAUAGCAGCACUACCACCAACAUUCCUGAUAUGCACAUGAGCAUGUACCCGGGAUUCCCUGACAUGGACUUUAGCAGCCUCGGCCUCUCCAAGAAUGGGACUGGAGACUUCCCCCAGGACCUGUCCUGCAUCGAUGACCUCUCCAACUCUCUGUUCUCCUCCCCGGCGGACUCGCUGUCAGAGUAUGCCGACUCCCAGCCCUACAUCGGCCCCAAUCCCAGCGAUGCGAUGCCCACGCUCUGGGACGUUAACACUAGCAACACCACACAAGCACAGAGCCACUUAGAGAAUGGCACCAGCAGGUUUCAAGGCUUGACCAGUUUGGGCGAUAUUGCUGCUAUAAUCAGCACUCCUUUAGGACUCCAGCCUCAGGGAACGCAGCCGCCACCACCAGAGGAGGAAGAGGAGGCUGAGGAGGAGGAAACAGAGGAGCUCGGCCAUGUGGACACAUACGCAGAGUACAAGCCCUCAAAAUCCACGAUAGGAAUUUCACAUCCUGACAUAGUUGUGGAAACCAACACACUGUCCAGCGUCCCUCCUCCCGACAUCACAUACACCCUGUCUAUCCCGGAGCCAACUAUCAACAGUGGCCUGCUGUCUGCACUACAGUUAGAGGCUAUCAUCUACGCCUGUCAGCAACACGAAGUGAUUCUCCAGAACAACCAGAGAGCGGGCUUCCUGAUUGGAGACGGGGCAGGCGUUGGAAAGGGACGCACCGUGGCAGGAAUCAUUCUGGAGAACUACCUUAAGGGACGAAAGAAAGCACUGUGGUUCAGCAUAUCCAAUGACCUGAAAUAUGACGCAGAGAGAGAUCUCAAAGACAUAGAUGCACCAAAUAUCCCGGUGCAUGCCUUAAACAAAAUAAAGUAUGGAGACACAGCUACCUCAGAAGGAGUCCUGUUUGCAACGUACUCUGCACUCAUUGGAGAGAGCCAGGCAGGAGGGCAGCACCGGACCAGAAUCAAACAGAUCCUGGACUGGUGCAAGCACGACUUCGAUGGAGUUAUUAUUUUUGAUGAAUGCCACAAAGCCAAGAACGCCACAUCGACAAAGAUGGGCAAGGCGGUCCUCGACCUGCAGAACAAGCUGCCGCAGGCCAGAGUGGUGUACGCCAGUGCCACAGGUGCCUCUGAGCCAAAGAACAUGAUUUAUAUGAGCCGCCUGGGAAUCUGGGGCGACGGCACGCCCUUCAGGACCUUCGAUGACUUCCUGCAUGCCAUUGAGAAGCGAGGGGUCGGGGCUAUGGAGAUCGUGGCCAUGGACAUGAAAGUGAGCGGGAUGUACAUCGCCAGACAGCUAAGCUUCUCUGGCGUCUCUUUCCGCAUCGAGGAGAUCGGCCUGGACAGCGACUUCAAAGAGGUCUACAACAAAGCCGCCAAGCUGUGGGCGGAGGCGUUGAAAAUGUUCAUGCAGGCGGCGGACGAGCUGGGCCUGGUCAGCAGGAAGUCCCUGUGGGGACAGUUCUGGUCAUCUCACCAGCGCUUCUUCAAAUACCUUUGCAUCGCUGCCAAGGUGCGCUGCCUGGUGGAGCUGGCCCAGAAGGAGCUGGAGGCUGGAAAGUGCAUAGUCAUCGGGCUGCAGUCUACUGGAGAAUCGCGCACCAGGGAGGUCCUGGACGAAAACGACGGGCAUCUGGACAGAUUUGUUUCUGCAGCAGAGGGAGUAUUCCAGUCUCUCGUAACAAAGCACUUUCCUUCAGAGAAACAAAGGAGAGAGAAGGCACCGGGGAAUAAGAGAAAAAAAGGGAAGCCUCGAGGCCGCCAGCCAAAGAUGCCCAAGCACACGGUGGACAGCGGCGGCGUGAUCAACAUCUCCGAUGACAGCAGCAGCGACUCUGAGGGGAUGGACACGGACUCCAACUCCUCGCCAGACUCCCUGCAAGACAACGACGACGUCAUCUUUGUCAACCACACUAGCUGCCAGUCAGCCAGGAUAGAGGAGAUGAAGCAAAGCCUGCUCAAUAAAAUUGCUGAACUGGGAAAAGAACUACCUCUCAACACGUUGGACGUGCUCAUAGAUAAGUUUGGAGGACCGGAUAAAGUUUCGGAGAUGACCGGACGUAAAGGUCGCGUCGUGCGGCGUCCGGAUGGCACCGUUCGCUACGAGUCGCGGGCCGAGCAAGGCUCCACAAUCGACCAGAUCAACAUCAAGGAAAAGGACCGCUUUAUGACGGGAGAAAAGUUGGUGGCGAUCAUCUCAGAGGCAGCCAGCUCAGGGAUUUCCCUGCAGGCGGACAAGCGAGUGAAAAACCAGAGGCGAAGGGUCCACAUGACCCUGGAGCUGCCUUGGAGCGCAGACAGGGCCAUCCAGCAGUUCGGUCGCACCCAUCGCUCCAAUCAGGUCACGGCACCAGAGUACAUCUUCCUCAUCUCAGAGUUGGCCGGGGAGAGACGCUUCGCAUCUAUCGUGGCCAAAAGACUGGAGAGCCUGGGGGCUUUGACCCACGGCGACAGAAGAGCCACUGAAUCGAGGGACCUGAGCAAGUACAACUUUGAGAACAAGUAUGGUACCAAGGCCCUGGAUAAAAUCACCAAAUCAAUCAACGGCCACAUAGAAAACAAGGUGCCCCCUCCCAAAGGAUACCCCGGCGGCGAUUCAGUGUUCUUCAGAGACAUGAAAGUUGGAAUGAUGGAUGUGGGCAUCAUCUGUAAGGAGCCUCGCUUCGGCAUCAGUACUGAGAAAGACUGCAGCAUCACCAAGUUCCUGAACCGCAUCCUGGGCCUGGAGGUCCACAAGCAGAACUACCUCUUCCAGUACUUCACGGAUAACUUCGACUUCCUGAUUGAGAAAGACAAGAAGGAGGGCAAAUACGACAUGGGAAUCCUAGAUCUGGCCCCCGGCAACGACGAGAUUUAUGAGGAGAAGCAGGAGACUUUCCUGACAGUCGGAAAUCCUCAGGACGGACAGGUCGUUCUUUACAAGAUCAGCGUGGACAGAGGAAUGCCCUGGGACGAGGCGUACAACAGGUCGCUGAAGCUCACCGGUCCUGAUGAGGGAUUCUACAUUUCUUACAAGCUGCGAGGUAACAGUCCGUGUGUGCUGCUGGCCGAGCAGGGACGAGGCAGAAACUUCAACAUCUACAAGCCCAACAUCGGCAAGCAGACGCAGCCUGAGAGCCUCAGCAACCUGCUGCAGCGUUACAAGAAGGUUUCUUACCUGGAGGCCCAGGAGUGCUGGGAGAACCAGUUCACCUUUUCCUUCAAGAACUGCAGCCACGCCAACUGGAAUGGGAAGUGUAAGAAAAUCGAAGAGGGCCAGGAGUGUCUGCAGGGCAUGCGCCUCCGUCAGUAUCACAUGCUGUGUGGAGCUUUGUUACGCGUGUGGAAGCGGGUCUCCGACGUGGUAUCGGACAUCACCAGCUCCAGCAUCCUGCAGAUCGUCCGCCUCAAAACUAAGCAGCACAACAAGCAAGUCGGCAUCAAGAUCCCAGAGAACUGUGUGGCCCGCGUGCGUGACGAGCUGCUGCAGAUGGACAACGAGGUGAAGAAGAGGCGGAAAGAGAAGGAGCGGCAGGAGCAGAUGCGGAAGAUGGAGCAGGAAAACAAGCAUCUCCUGGAGAACCUGUUCAAUUCCAAACCCAUGCCGAACCAGUCGCUCGCUCAGACUCUGCCGCCCAGCGCCCUGCAGAGGACUCAGCAUGGGGGCUUCCCCCAGUUACAGGAGAUGCAACAGCAGCCCCCCCACGGCAUGUCGAUGUUUCCCUUACAGAACCUCAUCCAGCAAAGGACCCACAACGGCUGGCCAAACACUUCCUCCUCGUCCAGCAGCAACGGCCAGGUGUGCCAGCCCGGCACCGUCAGCCACAGAUUCCCUCCGUUUUUUAACUCUUUCCAACAACAAAAGAACCCGUCGCUCCCCCUCCACCAGUUCACGCCGGCUCCCAGCUUGUCUUCCAAGAACCCCCUGGAUGAAAUCCUGGACCUGACCGUGAGCCCGCCCUCCUCGUCCCCGGACAGCACGACCGCCAACCCGGCGGCGUUCGUGGAAGAUUUUAAUCUGGAAGCCCUCUUGAACCCCGCGGCGGCAGGCACGUCGGGCGCCGCACAGACACAGCCCCCUCAGAACGACCUGCCGCACCUGCUGCAGGCCCUCCAGCACUCGCCGGAGAGCGUGCAGGCGCCGCCGUCCCAGAUGGACCUGCAGCACAUCCUGCAGGCUCUGCAGCAGACGACGGAGACGGCGCCGCCGCCCCCGUUCGACCUGCAGCAGCUGCAGAACCCCAACAUGCUGGUUAAUAACCAGGACUUACUAGAUCUCUUCGGCUUGCCCCUGUCCCCACCCAUGUCCGCGCAGAAAGCCAACCCGUCGUCUUCCACCUCCUCCUGUACGUCCUCCACAUCCUCCUCCUCCUCGUCGUCGUCUCACUUCUCCAACCCGCCGUCCUCCUCGUCCUCCUCGUCCUCCCUCUUCUCCAGCACGUCCUCUUGCUUCCCGGGCCCCUACCACCUCCCCCCCUCGAACUCCCUACCCAACGGCCACUGCAGCUCGGGCGCUCUGGACGUUCGCGAGGCUCUGAACAGCAUGCUGCAGGCUGGGGCGGACCGCAAGUCCGUCAUUCAGUACCGCCAGCAGGACUAGGAGCUCGAAUAGUUACAAACUGUCUGGAUUUUGUCCCGUUUUUUUCUUUUUUUUUUUUUUUUGGUGUUCGGUUGUGUCUUUUUAAAGCAGAUCGCAUCUUGUUUGCUGCUGUCCAGAAUCGCACCCUCAGACUCGUCCCCUCCUCUCCUCUCCAACCCCCCCCCCCACCCCCUCAGGGCCUAUAGUCACGUCACUGCCUGUCCUGUGCUGGACUCCCUCCUCCUCCCCGAGGUGAUGGCAGACUCAGUUGAGAUCAGAUUUCUGCACCAAAGCGUGCCCUUCACAGUAAAAAAAAAGGCAGCUCUUUUAAAAGUUGUUGUUUUGUUGUUGUUGUUUUUUUUUAUUCCCACACACAAAAAAAAAAAAGGAAGUGGGUAAAAAAAAUGACCACCUUUUAGUGAAACCGGGAGCUGUCAGAAACAAAAACAAAAAAACGCAAAUCUCAUUCGCUGAGGCGGUGAAAUCUUUAAGGAGAAACGAAUCCCGCUGCUGAGUUGUACGAGGUGUGAUGGGCGAAGUUGCUGGAAGCUCUAAAAUGCCUCUCACUAUUUAUGACCUUUGCUUUUUUCUGUUACUUUCAGUGACUUAGAAAGUUCUUUUAUGUUUGUUUGUUUU
Molecule: messenger RNA, 5676 nt
Organism: Fundulus heteroclitus (mummichog)
Lineage: Eukaryota; Metazoa; Chordata; Actinopteri; Cyprinodontiformes; Fundulidae
Gene: sbno2b
Product: strawberry notch homolog 2
Exons: 32
Coding region: 283-5061 (1592 amino acids)
Biological process (GO): regulation of DNA-templated transcription
Cellular component (GO): nucleus
Molecular function (GO): chromatin DNA binding; histone binding
Source: RefSeq, a predicted model, not a curated record